Mycosarcoma maydis (corn smut) is the source of this 3207-nucleotide messenger RNA. RefSeq names its product guanine nucleotide exchange factor VPS9. The transcript has a single exon. Gene Ontology annotation, biological process: vesicle-mediated transport. The coding region runs from base 1 to 3207 and encodes 1068 amino acids. Gene Ontology annotation, molecular function: ubiquitin binding; small GTPase binding; guanyl-nucleotide exchange factor activity. The record is from RefSeq and is a predicted model, not a curated record. Lineage: Eukaryota; Fungi; Basidiomycota; Ustilaginomycetes; Ustilaginales. Gene Ontology annotation, cellular component: cytosol; endocytic vesicle.
AUGGCGUCGUCAAGUGAAGAUCCUGUUAUGCCCAUAUUGGACAAGGCAACCGACAACCUGACCGGAUCGACCGUGUCCAAUAUCAAGGCGGCCCACGAAAAUGACAAGACAGCCGAGGCAACUUCUGCGAACGACACGGUCGCGGACCAAUGGAAAGAGGAGCAGAAAGCACCAGAAACAUCCAGAGCGCUUGAUGUUGAUGUCUCUGACGAUGUCGCCGAUGACGUGGGCAAGCUAAGUUUGGGUACCAAAGCAUCACAUGACGGAGAAGCUGCCAUUGCCACCACCGACGCAAUCAUGGAGCCCACCAGCCUGGCGGGCAACGAGCUUGACCAAUGCACGAGCACGCUCGAUGAAGAGCUUCCCAGUACUACAGCAAGUGAUACUAACCUAAGCGAUGUGCGAGUGCCUGUCGAUGCUGCCGAGACAGCCCCACAGACCACGCCCUGCUCGACAUCCGACGCUCUGACUUCCGCCGAUCAGGGCGAACGGAAGGAUGAUAACACCCACAUACCGUCAGCUUCACAGACUGUGGAGGAGUGUGUCGACUCGCUCGACCAGCCAGCGGAAGCUGCGUUGGAAUCCAAGGCUCAACCGACGAUACUCGAAGCCACCUCGCAAGCUGAGGGAAACAUCUCGCCACCAACCGUACCAAGCAAAGACGCUCCGCAACCUCCGACAAAACUACCAGCCAGCAAGAGCGCGCACAGCGUAGACCAGACAGACACACCAUCCACGCCCGUAACUCAAAAGGCUGUACGGCCGAGUCGAGAAGCGCUGGCUGACGCGGACAGCGUAGCCGCCGUUGCGCACGCUUUUGGUAGAGACUCUCCCGCGCUUCAGUCUUCUACGGACACGGCAGAGCGCAUUUCCACUCCAGUCGAUGGUUCAAAUGUUGGAAGCAGCAAGGCACAGGCUGGGUCGAAUGUUGUGCAAAACCCGAACGAAGCUGACAAGGAUGUACCUGCAAAAGACGCACAGGACCGAUCGGACUUAUCACGAGCUGCAGUAAGCGCACCAGAGAGCGAAACAGACGCCGAGGACAAGGCAGGAAACGCAGGGAACGCAGGGAACGCAGGGAACGCAGGGAACGCAGGGAACGGAACGCCGCGUGGCGGCAUCCGCAUUGGCAAGGGACCUCCUCCGGCAACACAGGCGAGCGAAGAGCUUCCUUUCGACUUUAAUCGGUUUCUGGAACAGAUGAAGCACAGGAGCGCUCAGCCCGUUGGCGAGUACGUACGCAGCUUCAUCAAGGGUUUCGCCAAAAAGUCAUACCGCACGCAGGACCAGAUCAAGCUCAUCUUUGACUUUCUCAACUUUAUCGCUGAUCGCAUGCGGGAGUGCGACGUGUGGAAGAACCUCGGCGAGACCGAAUUUGAAAACGCAAAGGAGGCCAUGGAGAAGCUCGUCAUGAAUCGUCUCUACCCGUACACUUUUACGCCCGCCGUACAAAAGGAGGGCCGCUGGGCGGUACAGACCGACGAUCUGGAGCGCGACAGGGUGUUGAAGCAGCGCAUCAGUCUGUUCGGCUGGCUCAGCGAGGAACAUCUCGACGUUCCUGUAGGCGACCAUUCUCGUGGCUUUGUCGAGUUUUCCAUCCAGGAGUUGCUCAAAAUUAACCAUUACAAGGCGCCUCGCGACAAGCUCAUCUGCAUCCUCAACUGCUGUAAGGUGAUUUUUGGCAUGAUCCGACAUCUCUCGUCGCAGGAAAACGCAGACACGUUCAUUCCGGUGCUCAUCUUUGUGGUGAUCAAGGCGAAUCCGGACCAUCUCAUUUCGAAUGUCGAGUACAUCAGCCGCUUCCGCAAUCCGGAUCGACUUUCAAGCGAAUCGGGCUACUACCUGUCGAGCCUGAUGGGAGCGAUCGCGUUCAUUGAGACGAUGGACUACACUUCGCUCAGCAACAUUACGCAGGAGGAGUUUGAGAAGCGCGUCGAAGAAGCUGUCUCGUCGCUGCCGGAAGCGGAAGCGGAAGUGGAACCGGAGUUCGCGACAGGAGCAGGAGCAGGGACGGGUGCAUCGGGAGUGGGGCUACUGGCUCCGCCCACCACACCUCCACCGAGGGGCGGUCCGUCGCUGUUUGAACCCGCGGAGCAUCGGCGGAGUGUCAGUGCUACCAGCGUCUCGGCACCGUCUGGGGCGGGCGAGGAGGCUGCCAAGGCUCUUCCUUUCACACCGAUGGCCGCUUCGCUUGCCGACGACACACGUGCGUUUUUCAUGCGGACAGGUGAAGCGGCACGCACCGGUCUUAGCCGACCGAUGGGCGCACUGGGCAGGUUGAUCAAUGAGGGGAUUGAGGGGAUUCGCACACCGAGCAGCAACGAUAGUGGUGCUUCCAGCGAGCGGCCGAACUCGCCGAUGCAGCUCGCUGGUGGGAGUGGCGUUGCGUCUGGUGGAAUGGCGGCAUCGACGUCGCGAUCGAAACUUUUCGGCGGUCUGUUUGGAUCGCUUGACACGUCGGGAGGCGGAGCUCAGACAAGAUACGCAGGAUACCCAGGGCAGCAAGAAGGACGCAGAUCUAGGAUGAUGAUGGACGAUGAGCCGCAAACGCCUUCGACGGGCGAAUUGCUUCAGGAUGGCUUCCAUCCGUAUCCCGGAGCGCAAAACGCUCCACCUCGACUGGUGAGACCACUGAUGGCACAGCGAAACCACUCGAUGGAUGACACGAUGUUUGAUGACGAGUCGGCAGGCAGACGCAAUCUGAUGGCCACAUCGGCGGCCGGCGGGCGUGGACAACGCGAAGCAGACUACCACUACUACGACGAGGACGAGGAGGAGGAGGAGGACGAGGCGGAUGGAUCGCGGUCGAUGCGCAACACAGCAGCAGCCGAGGAGCAGACGCGUCGACGCAUGCAGAUGCAACGUGAUUUCGGACGUGGAUUCAACGCUGGUGGCGGCGCGACGCCAGCGACGCCAACGCGACGAGGAGGCGAAGCGGGCCAAGGACAAGGUGGACUACAAGCGGGGCGUCGGGAAGUGAACGCGUUGGAGAAGGCACAGACGGAGGAAGCGAUCCAGCGAUCACUGGUGGAUCAAGAACGGCUGCUGGAUGCAGUACAAGCGGAUCAGGCAGCACAGAAUUCGGCGAGCGUGGAGACACUCCGGUCAAUUUUCCCGAGCAUGGACGUUGGCGUGAUUCAGAUGGUGUUGCAAGGAUGCGAGGGAAACGUCGAGACAGCGAUCGAUCGUCUGCUGGAGAUGCAGUAG